Molecule: messenger RNA, 1303 nt
Organism: Episyrphus balteatus (marmalade hoverfly)
Lineage: Eukaryota; Metazoa; Arthropoda; Insecta; Diptera; Syrphidae
Exons: 5
Coding region: 1-1098 (365 amino acids)
Source: RefSeq, a predicted model, not a curated record
AUGUAUUGUGUUGUGGAGACGCUCGAAGAUGAAGGGAAGUUCGUGACGGCAGUUCCCAAAAAUUGGGUCAUCGAUGGAACGAAGCUAUUAUGGCCAAAGUCCAAGAAAGAUUCCAUUUGCGGUCGGAAAAAUUGCAUCACAGCAUCGGAUGAUUGGCAAAGCAUAGCAUGCAAAUUAAUAUUUGAUGACAUCGGUUCCUGGGAGGAAGCAGUUCAGAAGGAAAAGGAUGCCGAGUAUUUGUCUUCUUCUGAAGAAAAUACGGAAGAAGUGACCAUCGACACCAAUUCUUCGGAAUACAUGACAGAUAUGAACAAAUUGAUGUCAACUUUGAUUCCUAAUUCUGGUAAGUUUAAAAUGUAUAAACAUGGGAACAAAGUUACUAAUUUUGUCAUACUUACUUCUCAUUUUCAAGACGUUUCCUCGUUCACCCCCCCAAAUGAAGAUGUUACCAUCACUAAUGUCAUUUCCGACUUAUACACGUUUGAAGGCCCCAGCACCAGUACCCAAUUCAAGGAACUGUCGUCCAAAAUAGACGAAAUUUUGGAAAGACAGCGUUCCACUGAGGUGAAGGUGCAGGCCAUGCAAGGAAUGCUGGAGGCAUUCAUGGCGAAGUCCGAAGUUUCGGUCAAUUUGUUGGCGUCCAAAAUUGCAAAAGAGAAUGCAGAGGAAGUGGAUGAGGAACUGCAACUGGAUGAAAUUUUCCCACUUACCUCUGUCCAACAAAUUGAGGAAAUCGAGGAAAAACUCCAUCAAAAUGCAGCAUUCAAAAAAAAAUUGGUCCGUAAGUUGAGCUCCUAUGGGGGGGCCAACGGAAUGAAAACGAUCCGCACUAUUUGCAAGUGCAUUUUUACGGAUCCACUACUGGCAGAACAUUCUUGGCUGGGGACUAAUGCCAAAAAAAGUUUCAGCCAAUACAAAUUCCUGUAUAAAACUAUAUUGGAAGCGGUCCGAUCAAGGUACCCCACUUAUAGUGAAGCUGAGGGUGCUUCAUUUUUUAAAGGCUUUUUGAAGCAAGCCCCAUUUCGAAUGGGAAAACCGUCCACAAAUACCAGUUCCAACACCAGCUCCUCUGCCUCUGACGGGCAAUCCACAACAUAAUUAAGUUAAGCUAUUUUUUAUUUUUAGUUUUAGUUUUACUUUUACUUUAAGUUUUAGUUUUAGUUUUACUUCAUUAAAUAAUGUUUCACUAAACUUAAAUUUCAGCGUUCUUAUUUCAAAUAUUAAAUUUUCAGCUGGGAAGAAUCUUAUGGUUUGCAGCAUGUUGGUAAGCAAACAUUUUAUAGGUUUUUUAAAAUCUGUAAAU